GGGAAAUUUUGAUGCCGACUGUGGCGACUCGCAUUUGGAAUAGAUUUAACUAUUUAAUUGUUUAAACCAGCGAAAGACAAAUAACUAAUAACAAAAUGGCAGAUAAAGCACAAGAGCAAAGUAUUAUGGACAAAUCCAUGAGGUCCGUGUUCGUGGGAAACAUACCCUACGAAGCCACUGAGGAGAAGCUUAAGGAAAUUUUCAGUGAAGUCGGCCCGGUUCUAUCGCUAAAACUCGUGUUUGAUCGCGAGAGCGGCAAACCCAAGGGCUUUGGAUUCUGUGAAUAUAAGGAUCAGGAGACUGCGCUGAGUGCUAUGCGCAAUCUCAAUGGCUAUGAAAUUGGCGGGCGAACUCUGCGUGUCGACAAUGCAUGUACAGAGAAAUCGCGCAUGGAGAUGCAACAGUUGCUCCAGGGGCCGCAGGUGGAGAAUCCGUAUGGCGAACCCUGCGACCCGGAUGAUGCUCCCGAGCUAAUUACCAAAACAGUUGCGUCCCUGCCGCCGGAGCAGAUGUAUGAGCUUAUGAAGCAAAUGAAACUGUGCAUUGUGAGCAAUCCGUCAGAGGCUCGGCAAAUGCUCAUGCUGAACCCGCAAUUGGCCUAUGCGCUGCUGCAAGCCAUGGUGGUAAUGCGAAUCGUUGAUCCGCAGCAGGCGCUAGGCAUGCUAUUUAAGGCCAACCAAAUGCCGCCUGUUUUGGGUGGUAAUCCGCAUGCCAAUUCUGUAGCCAUGCCCAUGGGGUCAGCGCCGCAGCAGCAGCAGCAACCCCCGCCUCAACAGCAGCCUCCCACACAGUCGGCUGUUGGGGGCGCUGGACCGAUGCAGCCCAUGCCCGUGCCCGGGCCUAACUUUAAUAAUAUGCAUUCGAAUGACAUUGAUUUGCGCAUGGUGCCCGGUGGGCCGGUCAACAUGGAUCCGCGUAUGAUUGCGCGCAAUAUGGACCAGGACAUGCGACAGGUGCCUGGUCCUUUGCCCAAUCCAGUGCCACCGCCACUUAUGGAUCCACGCACUCGUGCCCAAAUGCAACCACAGCCACAACAGGGACCGCCUGCCGCACCCAUUCCAUACCCAAGCGAUCCGCGACAACGUCCAAUGGAUCCGCGUCUCCGUGGCGCCAUGCCGCCCGUUCCAGUUCAGCAGCAGCAGCCGCCUCCACAGGUGCAGCCUGUGACGCAGCAGCAGCAGUCGGCGGCACUGCAGCUGCAAAGUCGUCUGGGCGCACACGGCGUUUUGCCGUCGGAUGCGUCUGACCAGGAGAAGGCCGCCUUGAUUAUGCAGGUGCUGCAACUAUCUGACGAUCAAAUUGCCCAGCUGCCACCUGAGCAACGUGCCAGCAUUCUGGUGCUCAAGGAGCAGAUAGCAAAGACCAGAACUGCACGCUAAAUAAAUAAAUCUCGAGUUUAAAUCUAUAAUAUUUGAAUUGGAAACUUAUAAUUAAAGAUUAAUAAAGAGGAUUCAAAUGCAGCU
Messenger RNA from Drosophila novamexicana, 1463 nucleotides. It is a transcript of the gene CstF64, whose product is annotated as cleavage stimulation factor subunit 2 tau variant. The transcript is spliced from 2 exons. NCBI's taxonomy places the organism in Eukaryota, Metazoa, Arthropoda, Insecta, Diptera, Drosophilidae. Gene Ontology annotation, biological process: mRNA 3'-end processing. Gene Ontology annotation, molecular function: mRNA binding. The record is from RefSeq and is a predicted model, not a curated record. Gene Ontology annotation, cellular component: mRNA cleavage and polyadenylation specificity factor complex. The coding region runs from base 96 to 1379 and encodes 427 amino acids.